AUGGAGACCUCGACCUCUUCUUCGCCAUCAGUCCACGAGAAAAAGGAUCAAGAGACCUCUACAGUCUACCCUUCAACUAUCGAACCCCUGACCGGUGGACGGGACGAUGCCACCGACGGUGACGUUCGCAAGGUUACCGGCUUUUGCUGGUUCCUCAUCUGUGCCGCCCUCUACCUCUCGGCCUCGAUGUACGGACUCGACACAACCAUCGCCGCCGAUGUGCAGGGGGCCGUCAUCGAGACCUUCGGCGAGGUUUCGCAGUUGGCCUGGAUCGGCGCUGGCUUCCCGCUGGGGUCGGUGGCGGUCAUCCUGCCGUACGGAUUUCUCUACACGACCUUCAACAUGAAGUAUCUGUACAUCGCGGGUAUUAUACUCUUCCAGGCCGGGUCGGCCCUCUGUGGUGCCGCGCCCACAAUGAAUGCGCUGAUCGUUGGCCGCGUGUUUGCCGGCGCCGGCGGCACAGGCAUCUACCUGGGCGGCCUGAACCACUUCUCAGCUCUGACAAUGCGACAAGAACGCGGCAUCUAUCUCACCGGCACGGGCUUUGUCUGGGGUCUGGGCGCCAUUCUCGGCCCCGUUGUGGGCGGUGGCUUCUCCGACUCGUCGGCUACCUGGCGAUGGGGGUUCUACAUCAACCUCAUCAUCGGCGCCAUCACAGCCCCCGUCUACCUCUUCUACCUGCCGCCCAUUCACCCGGCCGCAGGCAAGCCCCUGAGGGACCGUCUCCUGCGACUCGACUACCUCGGCUUUGUCCUCAGCGCAGCUGCUUGGGUUACAUUUACCAUGGGGUUCAUCUCGGCUGGCGGCGUGUGGGCCUGGCAUGAAGGACGCACAAUCGCCCUCCUCGUCGUCUUCGCCGUGCUCCUCGUCCUCUACGCCCUGCAGCAGUACCUAUGUCUCUUCACCACGACCGCUACACGCUCCUUCCCCGGCCAUCUGCUCCGCUCGCGCACGCAGAUCCUGCUUUACAUCACCACUACCUGCGCCAACACUGGGAUGUUCUUCACAGCUUACUACAUCCCCAUCUACUUCCAGUUCACACAAAACGACAGCUCCCUAAUGGCCGCCGUGCGGCUGCUCCCCUACCUAUUAGUCACCAUAACCUGCAACCUAGCCACAGGCUGGGCUCUACCCAAGGUGCAGUACUACAUGCCGCUGUGUUUGAUCUCAGGGGCACUGAUGACCCUAGCCUCAGGGUUAUUCGUCGGACUACUCUCACCCGAUACCCCCACAGCACACAUCUACGGUUUCACGAUCCUCAUGGCCAUCGGCACCGGUAUAACAAUGCAGCUAGGCUACGCUGUCGCCAGCCUGAAGGUUCCCGCGUCGGACAUCUUCAGCGCCAUCAACCUGCAGAACGUCGCCCAGAUCGGCGCCACCGUCCUCUGUCUCGUCAUCGCCGGCCAGGUGUUCCAGUCGACGGCCGUACGGAACUUGACUAGCGUGCUGGCGGGACGCGGGUUCAGCGAAACGGAGAUCCAUGGCGCGGUGGCGGGGACACAGAGUGCGCUGUUUGAGAGCUUGAGGGGGGAUGUGAGGGACGCUGCUGUCGGGGCCAUCACAGCUGCUAUGCGACGGGCGUUUGUCGUUCCGUUGGUGGCGGGGGGUGUGGGGUUGUUUAGCUCGUUGUUGAUGAAGAGGGAGAGGUUGUUGAAGUAA
Molecule: messenger RNA, 1659 nt
Organism: Aspergillus candidus
Lineage: Eukaryota; Fungi; Ascomycota; Eurotiomycetes; Eurotiales; Aspergillaceae
Product: major facilitator superfamily domain-containing protein
Exons: 2
Coding region: 1-1659 (552 amino acids)
Biological process (GO): transmembrane transport
Molecular function (GO): transmembrane transporter activity
Source: RefSeq, a predicted model, not a curated record